AUGACAUCUGAGUCCUCUAGUGUCUCUAUCACUUCACAUGAUCAAGGUGAUUCUUCCCACUUAAAAAAUGUGGUCAACAUGGAGGUUGAACAAGAUCGAUCCUCGAAUUCCAAUUCCAACAAUUUGAUUGAUUUUGUGAUGCUAUCGAAAGAGGAUCCUGCUCCCGUGUUAAAGAUACAAGAGCAUGAUUUUUUAAAUCUUACACAAGUUGGUUCAUCGUCUUGUUUACCUAAUGACAACACUGAAUUGAAAGAUAAUAACAACACUGAAGAGAAGAGUUCUGAUUUAAGAUCUUUUUCAUGCUCUUUUUGCAAGAGAAAAUUUUCAACUUCGCAAGCAUUAGGAGGCCAUCAGAAUGCUCAUAAGGCAGAACGCGCUUUAGAAAAACAACGUAAGCAAAGGUACGAUGGCAGUGUUUUAGGUUUAGGACAAUCUCACUUUAACCCUUAUUUUAGUUAUUCAAGCAAUCUUUUUACACCUUAUACUUAUAACUAUAGACUCGGGGUUAGAAUGGAUUCCACAAUUCAAAAACCACCUUAUUUUAGCCCUAGGACAACCCCCCAUAGUUUUGGUUAUACUAAUGGUGCUUUGAGUUUUCAAGAUAUACUAAACCCUUCUGUUUUGUCAUUGAGAAAUAUGGGAGGUGGGAAUAGAGGGAUUGGAACCCUAGCUAUUGGGGGUGCAAAUAGUAUAAAAGUUGAAGAUGGUGGUGCAAGUGAUAAAUUUAGUUCUCUUUUAAAAUUUGGAGUUUCUUCUACAAAUGUUGCUACAAGUUCAAACUCAAACCUAGAAAAGAAAAUUAUGGUGGCUUCUACUUCUAUCAAGGAUGAAAUAAAUGAUCAAUCAAAGUCCAAUAUUGAAGAAGAACCCUCAAAUUCUGAAUCUUCUGAUCUUGAUUUGUCACUUAAGCUUUAA
Molecule: messenger RNA, 915 nt
Organism: Lathyrus sativus (Indian pea)
Lineage: Eukaryota; Viridiplantae; Streptophyta; Magnoliopsida; Fabales; Fabaceae
Source: the annotation of a GenBank genome assembly